Molecule: messenger RNA, 695 nt
Organism: Myxozyma melibiosi
Lineage: Eukaryota; Fungi; Ascomycota; Lipomycetes; Lipomycetales; Lipomycetaceae
Product: 40S ribosomal protein S11
Exons: 4
Coding region: 134-601 (155 amino acids)
Biological process (GO): translation
Cellular component (GO): cytosolic small ribosomal subunit; ribosome
Molecular function (GO): structural constituent of ribosome
Source: RefSeq, a predicted model, not a curated record
CGUGACUUUCAGUCCUGCUGCGCCAGACGACACACAUCCAGCUUGAGGAAUUCGAGGUUUCCUCUCGUACUUGGAGUUUAGUGCUACUACAUCGACAACACACCGAAGUCAAUCAGCAAAUCCGACAUUCACCAUGGCUACUGAGUUGACCGUCCAGGCCGAGCGUGCUUACCAGAAGCAACCCCAUAUCUUCCUUAACUCGAAGACCCGUGGAAAGAAGUCGACCAAGCGUUGGUACAAGGAGGUUGGUCUUGGAUUCAAGACCCCCAAGGAGGCUAUCCAGGGACAUUACAUUGACAAGAAGUGCCCCUUCGUUGGUCUCGUUUCCAUCCGUGGUCGUAUCCUUACCGGUACCGUCGUCUCCACCAAGAUGCACCGUACUUUGAUCAUAAGACGUGACUACCUUCACUACAUCCCCAAGUACAACAGAUACGAGAAGCGUCACAAGAACGUCGCCGCUCACGUCUCGCCUGCUUUCCGUGUUAACGAGGGUGACUCGGUCACCGUUGGCCAGUGCCGACCCAUCUCCAAGACUGUUCGAUUCAACGUCCUCCGCGUCAACAGCACUGAGGGUGGCAAGAAGCAGUUUGCUAAGUUCUAAAUGCUUUUUUGAAUAUAAAAAGUUUUAUGGGUUAUAUAGUUCUUUGUUUUGUGGCAUGUGUGACAAAAUGUAAUGUACAAUUAUUCUAAAUUAC